ACUCAAACAGAUAGGACUUCUGUGCAGAAUGCAGAAGUGAGAAGGUGAUGUGGCUGCAAGCGAUACUGCUCUCAGUUCGAGCGAUGAGGAAGUCUCACCACACGCACACAGGUAGCAAGAACUGGCAGCCACAGUGUGAAAUUGUAAUCUGAAGGUUAACAUGUCUGUGGAUGGGACCGAGCUGCUUUUUGAGAGCUUUCUACAAAAAAGAAAAGACACGGUGAAAAUGAGAUGGGUCACAUACUGGUUCAGGCUUCAAAACACAACCUUGUUCUUCUACACUAAGAAGAAUGGAAGUGCUUCGAGCUUGAGAGGAUUUUACUACAUAUACACAGUGCAGUCAGUGCGAGAGGUCCAGAAAGCUGACAGGAAGCGCUUUAUUUUUGAAAUAACCAUGACAAAUGGGAAGAAAAAAGUGUUGGCAGCAGAGACGGAGGACCUCAGGAAGGAGUGGGUGGGAUACCUCUGGCAGGCCAUGCAUCUCUCUGCCUCCACGACCUCCGUCUCUGAGGACGCACAACUUGAUGUGUGUGAGCAGCGAGAAAGACUACAUAGCAUGGCACCCAUCUGCUCACACCGCGAAAGUGUCAUGGAGGAGCUUCCAAUUCGGCCCCUCUCUGCGCCCCCUCCCUCCGACUACAUCUACGCACAACCCCAUAAAAUCUGCCCCCGCACCAAAGACACCUGGCAGCCCAAAGACACCUGGCAGCCCAAAGACACCUGGCAGCCCAAAGACACCUGGCAGCCCAAAGACACCUGGCAGCCCAAAGACACCUGGCAGCCCAAAGACACCUGGCAGCCCAAAGACACCUGGCAACCCAAGGAGACCUCUCAGCCCCAAAACACCUGGCAGCCCAUAGAGCAGGACAGCGAGGAAGACAUUUAUCAGAACACAGGGAAAGCCUACCAGAAUCGCAACGAUGACUGUCCCAGCGAUCCCCAGUGGUCCAGCCAGAUGAGCAGUGCAGAAGCCGGACAAGAAGGACACUAUGAUGUUUUGCCUAUUAGAAACAGGUUGUGUAAGGCGAACCGCUCAGCAGAGGCAGAAGAGGACGUUUACGAUGUCCCUGCGUCCUACAGACAGACUGCUGAGUGUCAUGAGAGUGUCUAUGACGUGCCAAGCUCACUCCUGAGAACCAUGUCUGAUCACACCAUAGACGAUCAGCCAGAGGAAGGAACCUACUGGAAUAUAUGAGGUGUAGUUUCAGAGCAUCGGUGGAGGCCGGCAAACUCACCAGCUUUGGAUUGGAAGACCGUCGCUGCUUCAUCUCUUUAUCUUUGUGUUUCAGUUUUAAAUGAAACUAAUCGCGUCUUCUACUCUGGUUUAUUUUUUUCCCCCAACCGACUCUACACAAUGAGAACUUUUAACGUGUGCUGCAAUAGUUUGUUUUGAUGCUGGUAUGUAAAGGCAGACAGGCAGUAAAAACUGCAUCAGUUCUGUGAAAUGCACUUGCACACAGUUUCAUUGUAUCGGUUGCAGCCAAAGGAAGGAACUAAGUGGAUGAUUUGAGCUGUGGUUUCAGAACAUCAGCACAAGCAGCUCCACAUGCUGUCAACCUUGGGAACUGUUCAUUUCUGUAUUUUAUUUGUUUUACUAGAAGUAGCAGUAUUGGAU
Maylandia zebra (zebra mbuna) is the source of this 1615-nucleotide messenger RNA. The record is from RefSeq and is a predicted model, not a curated record. Lineage: Eukaryota; Metazoa; Chordata; Actinopteri; Cichliformes; Cichlidae.